This is a messenger RNA of Patella vulgata (common limpet), 6552 nucleotides long. RefSeq lists its product as uncharacterized. Gene Ontology annotation, cellular component: myosin complex; actin filament; cytoplasm. The transcript is spliced from 19 exons. Gene Ontology annotation, molecular function: ATP binding; microtubule binding; cytoskeletal motor activity. Gene Ontology annotation, biological process: actin filament polymerization. Bases 141 to 3293 code for a protein of 1050 amino acids. The record is from RefSeq and is a predicted model, not a curated record. NCBI's taxonomy places the organism in Eukaryota, Metazoa, Mollusca, Gastropoda, Patellidae.
AGUAUAAGAGGAUUUACAAAGAACCACGUGAUGGUGGCGUGACGUUUACGGCUGUACAUUAUGCAGGGGCGAUAACCUACACUCUGACUGGAAUCCUGGAUAAAAACAGAGAUAAAUUACGUCAUCAUUUAUCUUCCACCAUGAGAUCCAGCAGUAACUUAUUAUUUAAAGAUUUAUUCCAAACAAGAAUGAGUAAAAUGGGUUCCCUAACAACUAGUAAUCGUCAAGUCUCCAUGAAGAAAAGUAAUAAACAGUCUAAUGUCUUCACGAAGAUGAAAUUCAAUAAACAGGUCCGUAGAAGUAGAAUCGGUCAACCAAACAAACAUGUCACCAGAAGACCACCAGCCACAAUGUCUUAUCAUUUCAGGAAUUCAUUAAAAGAUAUGAUGACGAAGAUAAGUUAUUGUCAGACACAUUUCGUGAGAUGUUUUAAACCCAACAGCGAAAAGAAGCCAUCAGUGUUUGUCAGAGAUUAUAUUCAAGCGCAGCUUCGCUACACGGGUGUGAUAGAAACGGUCAGGAUUAGAAAAAAUGGCUACGCUCACAGGAUUCGAUUCAUUGAUUUUCUUGACAGAUAUAAAUGUUUAAAUGCAGUAUCAUCAAGGACGAAUAAAAGAAAUAUCACCCAGGUCGAUCAAAUUAGCAAUAUUUUAACCAGAUGGCGGAUUGAAAAUUUUAAGAUUGGGAAGACGAAGGUUUUCUUACAUCAUGGUCAGACUGGACGACUAGAUACUGCUGAAAGUUACUUUUUACGUAUGAUUGUCAAGGCGCAAUCAGUGAUUCGAGGAUUUGGUGUACGGAGGAAAAUGGUUAUAAAAUAUUCCAAGAGAGAGAGAAAUAUGUCCCAUGUAGAAGUGUUUGGUAAUUUAAUUGGUAGAAAUCAAAAGAGAGUGUUCCAGUUAUUAGACGUACAGAGAGACUAUGAUACGGCCAAAUUCGAACGACAACAAAAAGACGAGGUUGAAACAGCAAUUAAUCUCUUUGAUUCUGCUUUUGAAGAGGAGCCAGAAUAUAUCAAUCUUAAUCUUAUCAGCAGAGAUGAAUUACAACUACCAGAAAAGAGUUUGAGUUAUUUAAAUGUUGUAGAAGUGAGCAGCGAGCAUAGAAAGCAGCAAGACGACAGUGUAUCAGAUCAAUCAGAUUUAUGUCAUGAGUAUGAGGAACCUAGCAUAGUGACAUCACUGCAGAAUGCUGAUAUGAAUCAACAUCGUGUCUACACGAACGAGAUGGAUUCCGCAAGAAACUUUCCCCCGUCGCCACGGGAGAUGUACAGCACGAUGAUGUACGAAGACAUGAGACAUAGCAGUAACAAUAGGUCUUUGGAGAGAAUACCACCUGUAUUACCACCUCGAUCACCUGAUACCCGUCUGUCAAACAGUACCGGUACUUCAAGUAGGGGAUCAUCUAUAUCAGAACCGGACCUGGGCCAGGGAUUAUAUCAAGAUUCUCACUAUUCAACGCCAAGUCCUCCAAUAUCACCCGCUAAAAAACAUCCUCAUCACCCAUCAAGCAAUCAACCAUACUCAUAUGUGCCUAAUGCUUCGUUGUUACAGCAACAGAAAAAACAUUCAGAACAGGAUUAUACAAACGGUGCUACAGAUCCGCAUAGUUUCUAUUAUUCUCCGGAAAAUACAUAUGCUUCCUAUAUCCAUAAUGAGGAUGCCUCCCAACAAUAUGAACAGUCUCCGAGGCACAUGCAAAUACGGAAUAGUGUGAAAAAACUGACAAAUGGGGUUCAGACCAGUCCCGUUUUAAGACGCAGCUCAGUCGGACAAUCAGAUACUUAUAAUGAGCAGAAAAGUAAAUGUAAAAAUGUAGGAUCUCCAAAACUUCCGAAAAAAUUUCAACAAAGAUCCGCUUCGGUCGAUUGUCAAAUGAGUGUUCCUCCUCCCCCAAACUUCCCUGCUCCCCCACCCCCACUUCAAGUUAAAGAUCGUUAUCUAGCUGGUGCUCAAUCUACGAGAUGUCCUUCUCCGCCGUUACCCCCACCCCCACCAGAACUCCAUGCUGGACAAGCUGUGAAUCCCCCUCCCCCACCUCCAGUGUCUACGAUCCCUGGAAGACAAACCAGGCCAGCUGGUAGAGAAGAAGCUGUGAAAAAGUCACGAUCUGGGUCGUUGUCCCGGAGUAAUUCGGGUGUGGAUGCGGCAAUAAUACAAGAAAUUGGAACGAUUAAACUGAAAACACGAAGUCAAUCAACAGCUGGUAUAUUGAAUGGUUCAAGUAGCAUCCCGUCAUCUAUACAAGAGAGCAGUGGCAGUGGCGGCGAUGGUGGGAAUGAGUUGGGUCGAAUUCAACUCAAGAAAACCAAAACAGAUAAAUUAGGAGAUAUUUAUCAAACAGCGGAGGAAUCUCUUGCUUCCAGUCCACCAUUAUUUACUCCACCAUUCGUUCCCGUUUGUGAUAUCGAUGAUUUUCCGCUUCCUCCACCACCAGAAGAACUACUUCCAGUUAAACCCCCUGCGGCUGCUCCUGUGGCAAAACAAACAAACAACAGUGGGCCAAGAUCUCCUAUCGUUAAACAAUCAACAGCAAUUCCAGCAGUGCCCAAAUCACCAACUGUCAAGCAUACGCCAUUUGGAUCAGCCCCGAAAUCGCCAGUGAUCAAACAUGUACCAUUAACACCAAAGUCACCUAUUUCCGUGGCACCUCCUGUCUCACCAAAAUCACCCAUUGUUACUCAAGCAUCACCUGUGUCUUUUCCUACUCCUGUAUCUCAGGUUGUCUCCCCUUCAAACGGUCAUUCAAAAUCAAAAGAUACAACCAAUGCCAAAAUGGAUUUUGAGAUUCCAGCAGAUAUUGAUUUAAGUAAAUGCCCAGGUUUGGUUCCGACACCAGCUCAUUGUCCGGUAUGGAAGAGGGAGAUGAUAGACAAGAAAAAUAAAGACAGAGUUGAAGAAUAUGUUCGAGAAAUUUUACAAGAAAGAGAAGAACAAGAAAAAUGGAAAAAUGUUCCUGAAUGGAAACGAAAAAUAUUAAAACAGAAAGCUGAUGAAGACAGAGCUAAAGCUAAAGCCACGAAGGAAGGAACAGCCCCUCCGCCACCAGAACAAAAAACUACACAGCAGGAACUUCUGCACGCUGGUCAGGGACAUAGAGAGGACAAUUUUGUUCCAGCGGCCAUGAACAUUGAUCCAGAAGAAUUUGAAAGCAUGCCUCCAUGGAAACAAGAACUGUUAACCAAACGUAAAAAUAUCCCUGUUACAUUCAACAACGAAUUCAAUCCAGACGAGGAAGAAGAACCGCAACCCCAACGUCAAGAAUACAAUCUGGAUGUCAAGAUGGCGAGUUGAUUUCCUUCAGUGACGUUGAAUUAAAAACUCUUAAACUACGUUAAAAUAAUGAACAAUGUGAUGUAAUGAUAUUUUAAGACAUGCUACACUUCGCGUUUAAACUCCAUUUCAAGGUAAACUGUAAAGAACAGUGCGUUAGUUUAACAGAGUAGCAACUACUGUGCAGCAUUGAAUAUCGCUCGCUCGUUGGCAAUAAUUCUAUUAAUCUUUAUUGUAAAAUACGAAUUGGUCAGAUUGCCGUUAAUCCAAACCAAGAAACUCUCCAGAUUUAAAAUCUUUUCUCUUUGUUUAUGACAGAUUUGGAAUCUAUGCAUACUGUUUUGGACAGAUUUUUAAAAUUUGAAUUUAGUUGCAGGAAUCUGUGAAUGGUUCCAGUGACGGUUUAUUCACAAAUUGACAGAUGAGAUGGUGGAUCAAAUCUGGAUGAAGAAAACAAUUUUCAGAUUUGAAUUUGGAGAGAGAGUGAAUCUAGAUUUGGAUAUUUGGCAAUCAAGUAGAAUUCAGUGGUUCCCAACCUUUUUCCACGACCAGACUCCUUGGGACAUUUAACAAAAUCCCAAAGACCCCUUGAAUUUAUUCACUGCCACCAUUUUCCACAUUAAUCUUUGAUUCAUCCUAACAUGGCCUCUCUUAAAGGCUAUUCUGAACAUAAAAUGUGGUACAUUAACCCAUAGAAAGACGGUCGCCAUUCCUAUAAUGUGACUCAGCUACAGAAAUCUCCAAAUAACAACAAUUUCAUACUGAUUUUACAUUUCCUCUCUGGUUUUUUUCAUGGACCCCUUUACCUUGUGGACUUCUCCGAGUUUGUGGGCCUUAGGUUGGGAAACACUGGCUUUCAUGUAGAUAACUGAAGUUUACAUCAUUUUUUAGUUUCAAAAAUAAAUUGUCAAUUUUGAAAACCAGAAAACCAAGAGUUUAAAAUUGACAAAUCGGUUAACUUUUUUUCUCAAGAUAUUACUGCUGAAUUAAAUUUUUUACACAAUUUUCGAAAAUAUUUGUCAUAAAUAGAAUUUAUUAUAAAUUUGUGUUUUGUAAACAAAAAGCAACCAAAAUCAUUUUGUUUAUGACUUGUAUGUUUUAUUAAUGAUUUUAGUAGGUAAAUGAAAGCUUUUUCUUAUUCUGAAGGAUUUAUGAUAAAUUGUAAGUACAUGUAUAUGUUUAUUGAUAAAUAAAUGGCUGUGUUAAUAUUAUCUAGGCUAUUUUCAAUCAAAUCAUGUAACAAUAAGGCUAUGUGCACACUUUGAUUGCAAGGCUGCUUUUAACCAAACAAUGUUAUAAUAAGGCUAUGUUCACACUGUGAAUUUAAAGGCUGCUUUUAACCAAACCGUGUAAUAAUAAAGCUAUGUUCACACAGGGAGAAUGUCUGGUGGCUGGAAGGCAUAAAACAUUUUUAUUCUUAACUUAUAAACUACUCUGACUUGUUAACCUCUCUAUGCUUUUCAUAAAUGUUUUAUGGCUCUGAGCCCAUAUUCUUAAAAAUUUAAACCAAAAUAUAUUAAGAAUGAAACCCAAGAGCUAAAACUUGUACUAUGAUUCUUACUUUCAACCAAUGAAGAGGCCCCAUUCUUAACAUAUUUUAGUUUGAAUUUCAUGAAUAAACCCCUGGGCUUUGAUAAAAUCUGAAUGUAUUUAUAAAACGUAAUCUGUUGAUAUGUGGAUGUUUUUUAUUUCAGUGUUUAUAAGAUAGAUUAUUGUAUUAAUGAUGUAAGUUGUAUUAUAAAUAGAGACAGUUAUUAUUUUAUUAGAUAACCAACAUGUGUUUAUAAUAGUAUUUAUAUCCAUAUUUAAAGCUUAUGCAAUCUUUUUCAACCAAUCACAGCAGCUGUAACAUAUGAUAGCUAUAUAUAUAUAAGCUUACUGCUGAUUUGGUCCUGGUCAAGUCAAAAUUUAUUAACGAAAAUAUAUUCUGUUGUUUUGUUAAGAACUUUUCAAUUGUCUCAGUCAAUUUUAUAUUAAUUGCUAAGUUAUUUCUCAGUCACUUCUAAAAUAUUAUAUAGUAGGUUUGCUUUGUUUGUGUCAUUCUUGGAGAUUAAAGGGAGAUAACUCUUACCCAAUGGCUGUUUUGCCAGGAUACUUUGAGUUUCUCGAUAGAUGUACAGAACAUAUCAAGACUAGAAUUUUUAUCAAGUCCUUUUUUUCUUCCAUUAUUCCAAAAGUGUUCUUGCCAAUUUAUUAAGAAUUAAAAUUUCUAUCCCCUACCAGGUCACAUAAUGUUCAAUCAAACCCUGGAAUAUUAUGUUAUUUGAAGUUGAAAUGUUUUAUCCAGAAUUUUGAUGAUCUUUUUUUUAUAAAAUUUUAAGAUAAUUCUGACAGUAUUAUUAGAGAAGUUUUAUUUGUACAUAGUUUUGAAUUAUUUAUAUGUAUAGCUUUUACAACAUGUUUGUAUCAUUUCAUAACAAUCGAGCUCCAUGUAACCUUCUCUGAUUUUAAAAUGAGAAACAGAGACUCUGUGAAUUGGAUUUACACUUUCAGUUAGGUGACAGUUUUCUGUGACAGAUGAAGCUAUUGGCCCGCAGCAAAGCAUCCUGGGUGGCAGUCUUGCUGAAGCAAGUUGUCUGACUGUGAAAAGUUGCCUUGCAGCAAUUGUCCAAAGUCUUGGUUGUGCUGAAACAACUGUCAUUGUAGGCCGUUCGCAUAAAACAACUGUCAUUGUAGGCCAUUAGCAUAAAAUAACUGUCAUUGUAGGCCAUUAGCAUAAAACAUCUGUCAUUGUAGGCAGUUAUCCAAGAGCAAGUUAUUGUAGGCAGUUAGCAUGAAACAACUGUCAUUGACGCCAGUUAUUCUAGUGUAGUUCUCAUUGAAGCUAGUUACCAUAUAGCAAUAGUGAUCUGUUCUCCCAUUUUAUUUUUUUAAUGCGUAUAUAUAUAGCUCACCCUGUCAUCACCCCAUCCCAUAAUGCUCAAAGUUUAACCAUCAUUAGCAUCAUUUUCUUCCUGUAAAUGAAUAUAAAGAGAAUAGUUUAUAUUUCUUCUGAUAAAAUAAUUUUUAGCUUUCAAUAUGCAUGUUUUAAUUAUUUAUCGUUAAAGAAUCUCUGUUUUUUUGUUAUAGAGAAAUAUUUGUUUAUCUGCUGGCCUACAGCGAAAGGCUUGUAAACAAAGUGUUUAUUUAUUUUGAAAGCCUGCGAGUGUUAUUCAUAAUUCUGCUAGCAGCAACACGCCUGCUCCUACUAGCCUAUGUAUAUACAUAAUAUAUUGUCGAAUCUCUUCUCUCUAAUAAAUGUUUUGUAUUGUGUGCAGUAUUAAACAUUAUAUAAAAUACA